Messenger RNA from Hermetia illucens (black soldier fly), 2549 nucleotides. RefSeq names its product fez family zinc finger protein erm. Lineage: Eukaryota; Metazoa; Arthropoda; Insecta; Diptera; Stratiomyidae. The record is from RefSeq and is a predicted model, not a curated record. The transcript is spliced from 2 exons. The coding region runs from base 385 to 1896 and encodes 503 amino acids.
GGUUCAAGCUCAUUUCAAUUCUCACCCUGACGCGGUGACGUUCGAAAAGCGUGGGAUCAAGCGACAAUGAAUUUAGUGAUGUAGUGGCCUUUUAGCCGGGACUCAGAUUUCACUGUUCGAUUUGUGGAGUAAAUACAUGACCGAAAAGACGGACAGGACAGUUGAGAAAAGGAUUCGUGACGUUCAGGAGAGAAGGUCCGUCUGUUGGUCAGUCGUUCGAAUGUGAUUGUUUCGUUGGGUGCUAAUGUGAAUUGAUAGUGAAUAGUUGUUGAUUUAUAGUAAAAGGAUUAAGAACGUGGCGUUUUAACUAGAAGGAAAGUUGGUGAAUUGAGUACUUUCGAGCUGUGAGCGGAUUUAUAAAUACGCAUAAGGAUUUCAGCUGAAAUGGUCUACUUUAGCCCUCGUGGCAUGCAACCCUGCAGUCCGCCUGGAAUAGUAGCAAUGAUGCCAUCCGCCAAAAGCCCUACGAUGGAAUCGGCUGCCGGGAACGGGAAUAUGAACACGGAUAAUCCAACCGUCGGAAAUACGAGCAUUAGUUCCGAACCGUUGGAAUCCAUCCAUCAUCCAAUUAGUCAACGAUCGUGUCCUUUGAAGUUCUCCAUAGCGAAAAUUAUGGAACAAGAUGAAAAGCGGGAUAACGAGAAGCAUGCAACGAGUUCAAGUCCAGUACCGCAGAAUCUAAGUCCGCCACCCCCUGAAGAUAGAGCGACGGGAUCGGAUGUAGAUAGCGAUGGCGGAAAUUAUGACUCAGCGUUUAAAAAGUAUGUUCCCACGCCUUCAAGUAUGCAACAAUUUGUUUCUAGUCGACAUCAGGAAUUGCUAUCCCAGUACCCCCUCCUUUAUUAUCCGGGCCAAUUGAUGUGCGCUGCAGCAGCAGCUCAAUAUGCCGCCUUGACGCAACAUACAAGUGCAACUUCUCUUCUGUCCGGCAACAGUGUAACCAGCUCCUUGCAACUUACUAGUCUCAACAUAUCCUUAAGUCAACAUAUGCCAGCGCAACACAUGCGAAGGAAUUUAUCAGCAGUGCCGCAGGAAAAGACUGCGCCUAGUCAUCCUGCAUCUGGUGGACGAAAAGCAACCCCCUCCGAUAGUCCAAAGGAUCCAGCCUGUCCUCUGUCCCCAACUGCGGCAGGAUCCGCUGCGGCGGCAUCUGCAAAACAAAAAACCUUCUCUUGCUUGGAGUGCGGAAAAGUUUUUAAUGCUCACUACAAUUUAACUCGUCAUAUGCCCGUUCACACCGGAGCCCGACCCUUUGUUUGCAAGAUCUGCGGAAAGGGGUUUCGACAAGCUUCUACACUUUGUCGGCACAAAAUCAUCCACACAUCUGAGAAGCCGCACAAAUGUCACACAUGUGGGAAGGCCUUCAACAGAUCCUCUACCCUCAACACUCACGCAAGAAUACACGCAGGCUAUAAACCUUUCAUUUGUGAAUACUGCGGGAAAGGAUUCCACCAAAAAGGCAAUUACAAGAAUCAUAAGCUAACACAUAGCGGCGAAAAGGCUUACAAAUGCACAAUAUGCAAUAAGGCGUUUCAUCAAAUAUACAAUCUGACCUUCCAUAUGCAUACACAUAACGACAAAAAACCCUUCACUUGUAAGAUUUGCGCCAAAGGAUUCUGCCGGAAUUUCGAUUUGAAGAAGCACAUGCGAAAACUUCACGAAAUUGGAUCUUCAACCGCUCAUAAGCUCCACUCGUCAAACUUGGAUCAAGGCUCUGCAAGUAUUCCUGGCAGCGGGCCAAACACCCAUGGACCAUGGCAUACUGCCCCGGUACCAAGUCUUCAUACCGGCAGCCUUGGAGCUUUACGGUCUGACUAUCCAACAGCCUUCAUGCAUCUAAGCGGAGCCAGCGCUCAAAGAAUGGAUAGCAACCCGUUUAUAGCGAAAGUCUUCUGACAAAGAUACUACAUGGAUUCGCUGGCGCAGCAACCUAAAAGGAUGCUCAUGGACUGACUUUAGCGUACAACUUGUAGGUAGUAAUCGGCGUGAAGUCUGCAAUAGAAUGGUGAACAGUGCAGUUGCAUUUAGCAUUCCAAACGCAGCAAGACGGUUUGCUAGAAAAGAUUUAAAAGGUCAAUAUGGGAUGUACUUUUCAAGGGGCGGAAAUCUCGGUCACCGACAUCUGACAGUUCUCAUAAUAAUGCUGUGAACUUAAAAAAAAAUCGGUGGCACUUGGACGACUUGAAAAGAACCUUCCGUAUUUGUGAUGAUGCACAAGAAUUUGGCAUAGCCCAACGACUUUAUUAAAUUUGCAUUUACGAUUUGCGAAUAGCCUUUAGUGGAAGAAUUCAAUGAAAAUUAAAAUGGCAGCUAGUCGUAGCUAUUCACCCCAUUCACUCAAUCUGUAAUCUCAUUUCCUGUGUUAGUUUGUUAAGUAGAAAACUCGAUGUAAAUAUUUAUGAUGAAUGAAAUUGUAGGAAUUUCUAAGUGUUCGUUGUUCUUGUAUAUUAUAGAAACCAAAUGAAAAUUAUAAAUGUGUAAAAUGUAAAAAAAGAAAUAAUUACAUUAAAAAUGAAAAUUAAAAAUUCUAGUUGAAAUAAAUAUUAUGA